AUGGCACCACCAAGACCACAAUCAUUUUUGGAGGAGUCUCUCAAAACUUUCAUGCAAUCAACUAGCCAAACCAUUCAAGAGAUAAAAAGUUCCACCCAUUUGAAUACUCAAGCUAUUUCGAAGUUGGAAAAUCAAGUUGGCCAGUUAGCAACCCAAGUUGGAGAGAGGGAAAAAGGAAAGUUUCCUAGUCAACCUAUACCUAACCCAAAGGGGCAGUAUGCAAUUAAUGGUUCUUCUAGUUCUACUCAUGCACAUGAAUCUGUUCAGUCUAUUACUACCAUUAGGUCUGGUAAGCAAGUUGAUAAUCAAGUGAAAAUGCCAGUGGAGGAUGAUGAAAAUAUUGUGUUAAAGGAAAAGGGAACUCAUAGUUCACAUGACGAUCAUAGAGAAAAGAAGGACAACCCACCCGCCACUCCAAUUCAGGAUCUUAAUUCCCCCCUUGAUAAGAGGUUUGUUCCUAAAGCUCCAUUUCCUCAAAGGUUAAUUAGUCCUCAGAAAAGUGCACAAUUUGGAGACAUUUUAGAGGUUUUUAAGCAAGUGCAAAUUAAUAUUCCAUUUCUUGAUGCAAUUCAGCAAGUUCCUGCUUAUGCUAAGUUUCUAAAAGAUCUUGUGACAAUGAAGAGAAAGACAAAUAUCCCUAAAAAGGCAUUUUUGACAGAGCAAGUUAGUUCAAUCAUUCAGAAUAAAUAUCCAGUGAAAUGUAAGGACCCUGGAUCUCCUACAAUUUUAUGCAAGAUUGGGGAUCGUCUCAUUGAGCGAGCUUUGCUAGAUUUGGGAGCAAGUGUGAACUUAUUGCCAUAUUCAGUAUACUUACAGCUAGGUUUGGGGGAGUUAAAACCAACAACCAUGACACUUCAAUUAGCUGAUAGGUCUGUGAAAAUCCCUAGAGGUAUUGUUGAGGAUGUGCUGAUUAAGGUGGAUGCGUUCUAUUUUCCUGUUGAUUUUGUUGUGUUAGACACUGAGCCUGCUCUAAAUGCCAGUACACAAAUCCAUGUCAUUUUGGGUCGCCCUUUCUUAGCCACAUCCAAUGCUUUGAUCAAUUGUCGAAGUGGUGUGAUGAAGAUUUCUUUUGGGAAUAUGACUGUUGAGCUUAAUAUUAACUAG
Molecule: messenger RNA, 1104 nt
Organism: Quercus lobata
Lineage: Eukaryota; Viridiplantae; Streptophyta; Magnoliopsida; Fagales; Fagaceae
Exons: 2
Coding region: 1-1104 (367 amino acids)
Source: RefSeq, a predicted model, not a curated record